GGCGCCACCGCCCUUGGUGUCGGGGUGUCUGUCAGCAGGGCGGCAAGACCAGGCAAGACCCGCCACCGCGGCGAGUGGGUAGGUGAACCUAGGAUGCGGCCAUGGAGGGCUACAGUCAGCACCGGAGGCUCCGCUGGCCCGAAAGCAAGAGGGUGCUGCGACCGCGCAGCCGCCGGAAACCGAGCGUGGUGUACGAGAUGAUGCCCUUGCUGUGGACGCUGCGCUUUCUGCUCAUGCUGCCCGUGUCCAUCAACGCGCAAGGCAGCCUGCGGUUCAAGUGGGUGUCGCUGCCCACGGCGCUGACGCUGGCCGUGUGGCUGCUGCUGGCCGUGCUGGCGUACUACCAGGUGCGCUUCCACCUGGACCCCGUCAGCGACGACCGCAAGCACUUCCACGUGUGGGACCUGGUGCUGCAGUACGGCGCGGCCAUCAGCUUCUCCUACGUCGCCUUCCUGCCGUACACGUCGUGGGCCACCGCCGGCAGGGCGGUCGACCUCUUCGGGCAGUGGCGGCGCGUCGAGGUCCAGGUGGCCACGCUGCGGGAGGGCGCGGCGGUGGUGCGCCUGCGCGCCUGGGCCACGGCGCUGAGCGUCGUGUGCUUCGCCGUGCCCGUCGUCUUCGGGGUGGGCGCUUCUCCUACUACAUGCUGGCCACCUUGUUCUGGAACUUGA
Thrips palmi is the source of this 671-nucleotide messenger RNA. RefSeq lists its product as uncharacterized. Lineage: Eukaryota; Metazoa; Arthropoda; Insecta; Thysanoptera; Thripidae. Bases 102 to 671 code for a protein of 189 amino acids. The transcript has 5 exons. The record is from RefSeq and is a predicted model, not a curated record.